This is a messenger RNA of Drosophila virilis, 1805 nucleotides long. RefSeq names its product Salivary gland secretion 4 (gene Sgs4). Lineage: Eukaryota; Metazoa; Arthropoda; Insecta; Diptera; Drosophilidae. The record is from RefSeq and is a predicted model, not a curated record.
AUUUUAAUAACAUAAAAUAACAUCGCCAUCUGCCAUUAAGUCAACUGGUGAAUAUACCGAGAUCCAAAAAUGGAAACAGACCUUUAUGGGUCACUGCCUGAGGAUGAAAAUAACUCUGUUGCCCCCAAAGUCGAAAUGCCCAGCCUUUGCCCUGCCUGCAACUGCUAUAUAAAAGUUGCAUCUGCCGAACAAGAGCAACAGUUACCUCAACUGCUCUACGAUGCGCAUCUUCUGGUUGUUCGGCUUAUUGACAGCUCUUCUGGUGGCUCAAGGGCCUGGGGCCGGCGAGGCGAGCUGUGCGUGUGAAAGGACAACGACGCCGUGUCCUACGACAACGACGACGUGUCCUACGACAACGAAGACGUGUCCUACGACAACGAAGACGUGUCCUACGACAACGUCGACGUGUCCUACGACAACGACGCCAUGUCCUACUACAACAACGCCAUGUCCUACGACAACAACAACGACCACAAAGAAACCGUGUGAAACGACCAGGAAGCCGACUCCUCCAACAGAAAAACCAACAAACCCACCGACAACGAAGCCGACUCCAACGACAGAAAAACCAUGUGAAACGACCAAAAAGCCGACUCCUCCAACAGAGAAACCGACAAACCCACCUACAAAGAAGCCGACUCCUACGACAGAAAAACCAUGUGAAACGACCAAAAAGCCUACUCCUCCAACAGAGAAACCGACUAAACCACCAACAAAGAAGCCCACUCCUCCAACAGAGAAACCGACAAACCCAACUACAAAGAAGCCGACUCCUACGACAGAAAAACCAUGUGAAACGACCAAGAAGCCGACUCCUCCAACAGAGAAACCGACAAACCCACCGACAAACCCACCGACAAACCCACCGACAAAGAAGCCCACUCCUCCAACAGAGAAACCGACAAACCCAACUACAAAGAAGCCGACUCCUACGACAGAAAAACCAUGUGAAACGACCAAGAAGCCUACUCCUCCAACAGAGAAACCGACAAACCCACCGACAAACCCACCGACAAACCCACCGACAAACCCACCGACAAAGAAGCCUACUCCUCCAACAGAGAAACCGACGAACCCACCGACAAAGAAGCCCACUCCUACGACAAGGAAACCAUGUAAAACGACCAAGAAGCCAAGACCACCGACUAAGAAACCAUGUCGAACGACAAAGAAGCCCCGCCCACCGACAAAGAAACCAUGUAAAACGACUAAGAAGCCCCGUCAUACAACAAACAAACCGUGUGGAACAACAAGGAAGCCGCACCAUACCACCAAGAAACCGUGUGCACCGACAAAGAAACCGAAUCCUACCCCGAAGAAACCGUGCGCUACAACGAAGAAGCCGUGUGUCCCGACGAAGAAACCGUGUCGUCCGACAAAGAAGCCACAGAAGCCUGCAACUUGUAAGCCCAAAUGUAAGACUCAUCGCCCAACAAAGAAUCAAAACUGCACCACCGAAAUGUAAGAAAGCCACCAGAAAAAAAUGUCCUUCGCCAAAACAACCGCCAACCUGCCGUAAACCACCUCCCCGUCGACCUAUCAGAAAAUCACCACCAAGACGCAGACCAGCUGAUCGACGACCACAAGGGAAUCGUUAAGGGCACACUGAACGGGACUGUUUGAAAUACUUUGAUUACCUUCUACUUUUUGUUAACCUGUUUUUUUUUGUCUUAUGUCAUUGUUGAAUUGUUUUAAAAGGUUUAGGUUACACUUGUUAAUACGGGCAUGUUUGUCUCGGAAACACACACACACAUAGUAUUCAUAUUAACCAAUAUAUAUUCGCAAAAAGCAUUCUAUUGACUUUU